UAAAAUAAUUAAUUUUCUUUAACCCAUACAACUGGAAAAAAUAUCGUUCUUGUGUUUGCUUGAAAUGUGUGGGUGGGUGCUUUAUGCUUACAUGGCCAGUCGAGGGAACAAGAGACCCAUCUUGAUCGAUCCCGGCGGUACAGUAUGAGCGAUUUAAAAACACUAAAAGACAAAAAGGACUCUGCAAGACUCCAGCACAACGACAUAAACUACAAUGGAUUAUUCAACCAAUGACAACAAAUCAAUCAGCAAGAAGAAAGUGGUGGCUGUGGUGGGAGGUGGUUUGGUCGGCGCCUUGAAUGCCUGCUACUUUGCAAAAAGAGGUUUCCAAGUAGAGGUCUUUGAAUCUCGAGAAGAUAUCCGCCAAGCCAAAAUAGUAAAGGGAAGAAGCAUCAAUCUAGCUCUGUCUCAUAGGGGUCGCCAGGCUUUGAAGCAAGUGGGAAUGGAAGACACGAUUGUCUCCAAAGGAAUUCCCAUGCAUUCCAGAAUGAUCCACUCUUUGAACGGGACACAGUCUCCCAUUCCUUAUGGCAAGAAAGGCCAGUACAUCCUGUCUGUCGACAGAGCCAACCUCAACAAAGAACUGUUGUCAGCAGCAGAGACGUAUCCCAACACAAAUCUGAACUUUGCCCACAAACUACUCGACUGGAGCACUGAAACAGGGGCGAUGACCUUUGUCAGGGCUGAAGGUGCGAAGGAAGAGAUCCAGGCAGACUUGAUUGUGGGAUGUGACGGAGCGUUCUCUGCCAUCCGGAAACAGUUCCUCCGUCAGAGCCGUUUCAACUACAGUCAGACCUACAUCCCCCAUGGGUACCUGGAGCUCACCAUGCCCCCCAUCAAUGGAGAGUUUGCCAUGAAGCCUAAUUAUCUGCACAUAUGGCCACGCAACACAUUCAUGAUGAUUGCUCUGCCCAACUUGGACAAGACUUUCACCUGCACACUCUUCAUGCCAUUUGAGGAGUUUGAGAAAGUUACCACGGGCGACCAGGUCAUCAAGUUUUUCCAGAAAUACUUUCCCGAUGCCAUCCCACUAAUAGGAGCGGAGGCUCUUAAGAGGGAUUAUUUCCAUCUGCCAGCCCAGGCCAUGGUGUCCGUGAAGUGCUCCCCAUAUCACUUUGGUGACAAGUGCGUCCUUAUGGGCGAUGCAGCCCACGCCGUGGUGCCAUUCUAUGGUCAGGGGAUGAACGCAGGCUUUGAAGACUGCCUUGUUUUCAACGAAAUCAUGGACCAGCUCAACGAAGACUUCAGUGCUGUUCUGCCUGAGUACACCAGAGUCCGAGUCCCAGACGACCACGCUAUUGCAGACCUGGCCAUGUACAACUACGUCGAAAUGCGGGCACACGUCAAUUCCAAAUGGUUCCUGUUCCGAAAAUACGUUGACAAUUUCCUUCACAUUAUCAUGCCAAGGACAAUAAUUCCCUUAUACACAAUGGUUACAUUUACCAGGACAAGGUACCAUAAGGCGGUAAAACGCUGGCACUGGCAAGACAAAGUGAUCAACCAAGGCCUGUUGUUCUGCGCUGCAGUGACUGUCGCGGGUGGCUCCUACCUGCUAGUCAGAUACUCCCCUAACAUGCCAAACAUCCCCACCGAGCAGCUGUGGUCCAGGCUGCAGGCCCUCAAGAGUCCCUUCUGAGGGGUUGUGGGUCAUACCACUCCAACCCAGAUAGAGGGGUGGAAACUGAGCUACAAACAGCAGAGAUCAAAUCAACUGAUCUCAAAACAGAUGGGAAAAAGACAAGUGUUCUGCGACCCAAUUACCAAUGAGAUUUUGAUCAUGUACUCAAUAAAGAUUUAAUUUACUGUAAUUGAAGGCCUGUGGGGCACAUUGUGUUAAUGUAUACUGAACAAAAAUAUGUAAAGUGUUGGUCCCAUGUUUCAUGAGCUGAAAUAAAAGAGCACAGAAAUGUUC
Messenger RNA from Salvelinus fontinalis (brook trout), 1912 nucleotides. Its product is annotated as kynurenine 3-monooxygenase-like. Gene Ontology annotation, cellular component: mitochondrial outer membrane. Gene Ontology annotation, biological process: NAD+ metabolic process; quinolinate biosynthetic process; L-tryptophan catabolic process. NCBI's taxonomy places the organism in Eukaryota, Metazoa, Chordata, Actinopteri, Salmoniformes, Salmonidae. Gene Ontology annotation, molecular function: NAD(P)H oxidase H2O2-forming activity; kynurenine 3-monooxygenase activity; FAD binding. The coding region runs from base 215 to 1636 and encodes 473 amino acids. The transcript is spliced from 16 exons. The record is from RefSeq and is a predicted model, not a curated record.